UUGUCUGUGGUGGGGGGCCAAACCAAACUGUUUCUUACUCUUCGCUUAGCUUCGUUCAGGAUACGGUAUAACACUUGAGGAUAGCCUUGGCAGGAUAUCUCUCACAUCGGCUUCAGCGCAUGAACUUUCAUCUCAGGAUUUAUAUUUUGAAAUAACGUGGAUUCUCAAAACGAGGGAAGAAUUUUCGUUUAGGGACCCAGUUUUAUUCUAAUUUGAGGCCACCACCCUACCCCAGCCAUGUUGAACAUUGGGGGGUUGAUCGCUAUCAUAGUUUUCUACUUGUUGAUAUUAUUCGUUGGAAUAUGGGCUGCCAGGAAGUCAAAGUCAACAGAGGCCAACGCAGACAGCGAAGAUGUGAUGUUGGCAGGCAGAAAUAUUGGCCUGUUAGUCGGGGUGUUCACAAUGACAGCGACGUGGGUGGGAGGGGGAUACAUCAAUGGAACAGCUGAAGUGAUCGCCAAACCUGGCUACGGUCUUGUGUGGUGUCAAGCUCCAUUUGGCUAUGCCCUUAGUUUGGUGUUUGGUGGUUUGUUCUUCGCCAACAAGAUGCGCUCCGAGGGCUAUGUGACAAUGUUGGAUCCGUUCCAGAGGAAGUACGGAGAGAGGAUGGGAGGUCUUCUCUUUAUUCCUGCCCUCCUUGGCGAAGUGUUCUGGUCUGCUGCCAUCCUCUCUGCUCUCGGCGCCACCCUGUCGGUCAUUAUCGACCUCAACAACACCACAGCAAUCAUCAUUUCUGCCUGCAUCGCUAUCACGUAUACGCUCUUCGGAGGCCUCUACUCUGUCGCUUACACUGACGUGGUCCAGCUCUUCUGUAUCCUCGUUGGUCUGUGGUUGUGUGUACCAUUUGCUAUGACAAACCCUGCAGUCCAGCCCAUCAUGAAUACGACGCAUCUUUGGGUCGGCACGCUUGACCCUGCCUACAGUGGUGUAUAUAUUGAUUUUGGUCUCGUACUUAUAUUUGGAGGCAUUCCAUGGCAGGUGUAUUUCCAGAGGGUCCUUUCAUCCAAGACAGCUUUCCGUGCCCAGAUUCUCUCUUACGUUGCAGCUGUGGGCUGUGUUGUUAUGGCAAUCCCAGCUGUCCUUAUUGGUGCAGUCGCAGCAUCUACAGAUUGGAAUCAAACUGACUGGGAUAAAGAGUACCCGCUGUUAGACGAACACUACAAGUUGGUUCUGCCGAUGGUCCUGCAGUACUUGUGUCCAAAGGUUGUAUCGUUCAUUGGCCUUGGUGCUGUGUCUGCCGCCGUCAUGUCAUCAGCUGACUCGUCUGUCCUCUCGGCCAGUGCUAUGUUUGCCAGGAAUGUCUACAAGUGUGUGUUCCGAAAUAAGGCAUCUGAAAGAGAGAUCAUCUGGAUCAUGCGAGGUGCCAUCUUUGCUGUUGGAGCUCUUGCCACUGCCAUGGGGAUUACGAUCACGACCAUAUAUGGAUUGUGGUACCUAUGCGCCGACCUCGUCUUCGUAAUUCUCUUCCCCCAACUCGUUUCAGUUGUUUACUUACAAGGAAGUAACACUUACGGUGCUCUUGCUGGAUAUAUUUUAGGCAUAUUUUUCAGAUUCGGGGGCGGUGAGCCUUUAAUUCACAUGCCACCGCUAAUAAAAUAUCCCUGGUAUAACGAGGAAACGAAUGAACAACUAUUCCCAUUCCGGGUGUUGAGUAUGUUAAUCAGCUUCGGGACUAUAGUAGCUGUGUCUUAUCCGUUGAAAUAUGCUUUCGAGGAAGGAAUAUUCCCAAAGAAAUAUGACAUAUUCAUGUGUAUAGUGAAUAUACCUGAGGAAACGCUGGCAUUGAAAGAACCACAGGAGGGUGAGAUGACAGUUCUUAAUUCCAUGAAAGGUUCAAUGGCGAAUGGACAGAUUAACCCUGCGCUUAAAUUUUCACAGGAAGACCUACUGGAUGGGGACCGAUCGCCGAUCGAUGAUAUGCCUCGGAAACGCAUGUCUGUUCCAGGCGCCAGUCCGGAUGAUGAGUCCCCCAACAAGAAGUUUGAAGACACGACAGGCUUAUAACGGAAUAUUGACGUUAGGAGCAACAAGGUUUUUGAAUCGAUGCGUUUCGGACAAAUAUUGCUGCAUUGGUUCAGUGACUAGUUUUGUACCAUGAAUAUGUGUCUAUAUGUACACCGUUGGCAGAUGUUGACCAGUUUAAUAGUUUUAGAUGGACGGUUUUAUGAUGAGGAGUCUCUGGAGAUAAUGCUGGCUGGCGGCACUUGCAUAGUUUUUAUCGAGUCUCUGGGUAGGAGGCACCAGGGAUAGCUGUGUGUUUGCACAGAUCUGUACAAGACCUGCCCUUUGUACAGGAAUGCAGUAAAUUAAAUUUGUGCCGGCCAUGCAUUAUUUCAAGAUACUGUUCCUUAUACUUGUGUCCUACAUGUAUGCUGAGCCAAAUGUCAGAUUAUGUUUUUUGGCCAUGUUGGUAAACUUGGAUAUGUUAUUGGUUAUAUGACUUACUUUACUGUAGCAACGUGUUUAAGGCAGUAAAAAGAGGCAAUUGGCAAUGUUUAUCAGAUGUCCAUAGGCUUAGGCACAUUGAUGCAGUAUAAAAUGUUAAAAAUAAUAGAUGAUUUCACCUUCCGUACAGAGGGCAGCCGACAGAUUUGAAGAAAUGGUCAAAAAAUUUGAGGGGGACCAUUUGUUUGAUGAAAACAUGGUUCUGUGGUCGUCAUGCAUGUGGCCAUGGUUGGUGAUAAUCAUUGCUCUUAAUCAAAUCAUAUCAAAACAGAGACAUUUUUGAUUGACAUUCCAUGUGUAGUCAUCACUUGUCAGAGACCUUGUUUCUGUGGUUGUCACGGUAACUAGUCCUGUAUAUCAGUAAUGUCGGUUUUUGUAGCUCAACUCCAUGACGACACAGAAACAAGAUCUCUGUGAACCUGCAACUUGCAAUCAAUUUAAAACCCACCAAUUAUUGAUUUUACCCGCAGAUGAGCGAUAUUUUUAUCGCUUGUUACAGCAAUAAUUGCUGCAGGUCGCAAAAACAAAAAUCACUGGUGUGUCAAUCGGGGCAGGCUAAAAGGUCAUGUCAGAACAGAUGCCAUAAUGAUGCUGACAUAAACAUUAUGGAUGGCUUUAUGUACAUGUAUCUGCUGAUGAUACCAUUAACCGAUGUAAAUCUGUUUGAAAAUAUGCGUUUAGAACUAUUUGUUGUUAUAUUCACUACUUGUAUUGUUAUGUUAUGACAGUGAAUAGACUUUGUUUCUUGGGCUUUAAAGAGAGACUGAUGAAGAACUGACAGUUCAGAUAUCACAGAGGCUGAUAUUUCCCUGGCAGUGGAUCAUUGACAUUCCAUCAUGUAGAGUAGCUGGUAAGGUCACCCAUGGGACUGAUAAAUGCUGUCCUGAAUUGAGAGGUGUCCUUAACACAAAGGUGAGAGGAAUGGAUAUAACCAACUUGGGACCAAAAGCAAUGUCCUUAAUAGAGAAGGUGUCCUUAAUAGAGAAGGUGUCCUUACUAGAGAGGUGUCCGCUAAGGAGGUUCCACUGUCUGAAAAUGUGAAUGUUUUUCACUCCCCGUGCUGUUUCUGAAUCAAUUUCCAAAUAGUUGUUUAACAAAUUCUCGAACCUGUGACUGAUCAAAAUAAGCACCUGAAGGUAUUUUACAACUUCAGAGCAUAAAAUCGAAAGUAAUCAUGUGGAAAUUUUUUGAAAAUACUUUGCAAAGUUAAUUCUCGUCUCUCUCGCCAGUCCCCACCAUGAAUAUAAACAUAUCAUUUCAAAAUGCGAUCAAAAUGCGAUCAAAUUAUAUUUUAUCAAUUUGUAUUCUAUUGUUUUAUUUGCACUGUUCUACUUAUGACAUAUCAUUUAUCAAUUGCUCUAUUUAACAGUAUGUUGAUCUCAGAUUUUAUUAAAUAUAUUAAAUACUUCUCAGUUGUCUACCUAUUAGGUCAUAGUCAAUAAGUGUAUGAUUUUGGAUAAAAUCCAAGGUCGGUCUAAAGCUGCAUCUACAGCCUUACAAUGAUGAAUUAUGGAGCAUUAUUUUAAGAAUCUGUAGCAUAUGCCCAUUUCUACCGCCAGAAAUGCGUGAUUUGUAAGCCAGCGGGGCAGAUACAUCCCACAAGAGUUUUCUUGCAUAACCUAUGAUAGCUGUUUAAAAAUUGUGUUUUCCUGAAAGUGUCUUUAAUGUGAAUAGUAGAUACGCAUUUAACAAGUGCGGAACAUUAAAAUUUGAAUUUGUGGAAGAUAUUUUCAGGAAAGCAACAAAGUCUGUGAAAUCUGUGCUUGGGUUUAUUUGUUUGAUAUGAUCUGAUGAAAUGUCUACCACUGAUUUCACAUACAGUAUGCAACUGAAAGACUCUACCCAUGACUGGCUUCAACUGGAAUGUGAACUACUAGCUCCGUAUUUGUGGUGGAAAAGCUGUCAGCCAUUUGGAGAGGGUCUGGCCAUACAAUAGGAUGGUGAAAUUUCCAAAGAGUUAUCAAUACAGAAAAAGCUCAUGUGGUCACAAUCGUGUACAUAGUAGAAUAUGUUUUUAUAUGAAAAUGUAUUAAUGUUAUGUGUGACCGUCAAUACAAUGUAUACAAUGUGAUCUAGGUCGAGUGAUCCAUGGUGAAAUCUUGUGGCAAAUGUAUAAACAAAGACAGAUAAUAAUCACUAUUAUGAUGUAAAAAUUGUCUCGUGUCAUGAAAAAAUGUUGAUAAUUUGUAAAGUAACACCAAAAGGACCACAAAAGUGGAUAAAAAAAUGCAUGUCACUUUGUUCAUAUACACGAAUUAAGAAGUAGAUUAGCCUGGGUUCUUGAACAACUUAAGGGACUCAUUGUAUUUAGUAUAGAAUGCAUAUAUUUACCGAUGGGCAAUAAUACCAAUAUGUCGGAGUGCUCCCAACCCUAGAUUUACAGGACUUGGGUGAUUGAGAAAACUAAUUCUUGCAUACAUGUAUAUGUUUAGUAAUACCAGUAUGUUGAUUAUGCAGGACAAUAGAUGGAUACAUCCAAAAUUAGUCGAGUGAUCACAGAACCAAUUAUAAAAUGAUUACUAAUAUAGAUGCCAACGUGCUAUCAUGAUGUUUUUGCAUUCCUAAUGUCAUCAUUAAGCAUAAUUUUGGAUUUGUCUAUCAAAGUAAAUAAUAGCAAUACUAGUCUUGCUCAGUCUGUAUCUGUACCGCACGAGUUGAUCCAGAAAAAAGUUUUUUUGAAUUAUCUGCUUCCUUUGGUAGAUGAUUUACACUGGGAUAUCCCAUUAUCUGCUACUGAGACAGAUGAUUUGCACCGGGCUAUUCCAUUAUCUGCUACCUGGGGCAGGUGAUUUACACUGGGAUAUCCCAUUAUCUGCUACUGGGACAGAUGAUUUGCACCGGGCUAUUCCAUUAUCUGCUACCUGGGGCAGGUGAUUUACACUGGGAUAUCCCAUUAUCUGCUUCUGGGACAGAUGAUUUGCACCGGGCUAUUCCAUUAUCUGCUACCUGGGGCAGGUGAUUUACACUGGGAUAUCCCAUUAUCUGCUACUGGGACAUAUCAUUUGCACCGGGCUAUCCCAUUAUCUGCUACCUGGGGCAGGUGAUUUACACUGGGAAAGUGAUGUUCUACCUAAGUUGUGUCAAGAGAAAUAUCAGACUAAAUAUUUAGUUGUAUCUCUCUUGGUUGCAUCUCUGGAUCUACUCUGCGGUUCAUGGACCCUAGUAUACAGUUCAUGAUACGUCAUCACUGACAAUACUAUGCAUUCAUAGACCUUUAUGUCAGAUCGUCGACCAUCUUUAAAGUUAAUAUUGUGAGGUACUUGACUGUAAACAUGAAGUAGCUGGCCACUAUGGGUAUUCGAUGCAAGGUAAUUCCAGCGAGAGUUGUUGUAUUUUUCCUCUGAAGUUUGACGCAGUCGAUGAUAUGAAAACAGAUUGUUCUAGCAAUCCAUUUGUGAAUGUUUUGCUUGCAACGUUUCAGGCUCUAGAGGGUUAACUGCUUGUUGGAUUUUAUUGAACUGUGGCACCUAGCUCCUUCUCCAUUGAUGUUCCCUUCUGUUUAUCAAUCUGACAUCGUUACAAAGAGUAACUCUUGGAACCUCUAUGUAGUGAGUGCAUAAUGUCCUCAGUGAUUAUAUAGAUUUUAAAUAGGCAUUGAUUAUUUUUAUGACUCGGUGUUAAAAUCAGUUCAGGAUGUGUAUAAAUGUAUCAUAUUGUUAGCAUACAUAUGAGUCUACUCGAGAGGUCGGUGUACUCUAAAAGUCAGUGUAUUCAACAUGUCAGUGUACACGACAGGUUAGUGUACACUAUAUGUCAGUGUACCCUACAUAUCAGUGUACCCUACAUGUCAGUGUACAAUAUAACGAAAGAAUACUCAAUACUUGUCUAUGCAUAGACUCAGUUUGUAAAUAUCAGUAGUUUGUAGUCUAGUAUCAUGUAAGGUCCCUUAGGGUGGUAAAUGUGAUACUUAAUGCUCAAUAUUCAAAUUGGCACGGUAGUAAUGAAAUAUAUUUUUAAUUUGUGAGCAUAUAAAGGUGUUGUAGGCCUACAUAUACUAGUGCAGUAUAAUGUAGUCAGUUGACAGCAUCAUAACUUGGUCGGAUUUGUGUGUAGAUUUAGACAUGGAGACCUAUAACUAUGUACUAUCAGGUCUGUGCAGGUUAUGUUGGUGUCCACUGUAAAGUGUGGUAGAUUCCUUGAUCACUGUGUAAUGUAGAUGCUCAUACGUCUUGAGUAGGAAGCAUUAUAGUCCAUCCGUUAAUAAAAAUUGUGUUAUUUCAUCAGAUCAACGAAAUUGAAAAAUCAUACUUAGUCUUCUCCUGUCAUGAGCCAAAAAUUGAAAAAACUAAAUACUUGUGAUGUCGUAUUGACUGAAUUUGAACUACUUCUCUUGAUUUAUGUUUGUGCAAAGAACAUUUGACCAUUUCAAGAAGUUAAAUUUCAAACAGUUCAAUAUAUGAUAAUGCCUAUUGAUUCAGCCCACCGACAAGACUAUAGGUCUAGCAGGAUAGAUUACCAGCAGUUGUGAUGCCUAGCUUUGGUCCAUUGCACUCAGAGUUGAGAGCAGGAAAAGGUUUCUUUGUGAUCCUAAAUAGCUUUUGUAUGGUGUUAUGGGAACAUGGUGUUCUCAGAGUAAUCGACAAGUAUGUUAGGAACUGUCUUUCGGCCAAAAAGCACUUUAAGGCCUAAAAGCAUAACGAUUAAUGGGGCAUUAGGCACCCUGGCCUAGACAGGUGUUCGGAGACAACAUGGCGUGAAAUAUCAACAACCUUGGGUGUCAGACGCUCUCUAAAUCACAUACAGCAAGUGGGAAUAUAGGCAUUUAUGCUGUCACAAACUUAUGAUACUCUCAACUUUGAGUAACAUGGAUUAUAGCACAGGUGUUGACAACACUUGUUUGUAGUGUUAUUUAUUCUUCCAGUGUUGUUGAUUCCUGUAUAGAUUGAUCAGACUUGUAAAACUUGAUAAUCACAAUGUGAUAUAUAUUGUACUAUGUGAUGUUAAAACAGUAGAGUCAGUUUUAAUCCCUUCUUUCCAGAAGCAUCUUCAAAGCUUGUGAUCAAAAUAUUGAGGGAACAGAUUGAGAUAAGAUAACAAAAUUUAUUGAUCUUAUGCAUCUGAACUUAUAAAGAUAUGAACGAAUAAGUAUAAAAGUUGUAAAUACAGACGGAAAAACAGUUUACUCAAGAAAAGACCAAUCCUUGGCAUGCCCAACAGAAAUCACAGAUCAAUUACAUAACUGAACUAUGUUAGCUGAAACAAAGUGUCCAGUGACCCCAAAAGCAGCACUGUUUAAGUUAUGGUCAUCUCAAACUGAUACAGUGUCAUUACUAAACUUCAGAACAAUAAGUAAAAUACUGAGAAUAAAAAUACGUAAAGAACUAUGCAAGGUGAUAGGUUGAGAGGAUGAUCCACAUGUACCUAAUGCCAAGAUGACCAGGAAAACAUCUAUUUCAAAUACUGUUUGAGUUCCUGAAGAUGCUUUUGGUAGAAAGGGUUGAAAUACAACGUACUGUAACUAUAGCUGUUAUAUGGUAAUGAGAGAAAAAUUAAAAAGUGUUGUCUCAGAGAAGAAGAGGAAACCUUGUAUAUGUAUCAUAUAACUGGCAAUCUAUAUUGAAUAUGUCCGGCUUACCUAGAACCUAGUUAUUUAGUUAUGAAAAUAUAGUAGAUGACUGGGCAAUAUGAGGGCUGGCAAUAUGAAAUGAUGAUUAGUACUCGAGGACCCGUCGAGAAAUAAAUGAGGGAAAGCAUGUCAAA
Lineus longissimus is the source of this 8145-nucleotide messenger RNA. Its product is annotated as high-affinity choline transporter 1-like. Gene Ontology annotation, biological process: transmembrane transport; acetylcholine biosynthetic process; choline transport. Gene Ontology annotation, cellular component: plasma membrane. The record is from RefSeq and is a predicted model, not a curated record. NCBI's taxonomy places the organism in Eukaryota, Metazoa, Nemertea, Pilidiophora, Heteronemertea, Lineidae. Gene Ontology annotation, molecular function: choline:sodium symporter activity. The coding region runs from base 238 to 2004 and encodes 588 amino acids. The transcript is spliced from 10 exons.